This is a messenger RNA of Meira miltonrushii, 1120 nucleotides long. RefSeq lists its product as uncharacterized. Gene Ontology annotation, molecular function: DNA-binding transcription factor activity. Gene Ontology annotation, cellular component: nucleus. Lineage: Eukaryota; Fungi; Basidiomycota; Exobasidiomycetes; Exobasidiales; Brachybasidiaceae. Bases 196 to 1020 code for a protein of 274 amino acids. The record is from RefSeq and is a predicted model, not a curated record. The transcript has a single exon. Gene Ontology annotation, biological process: regulation of DNA-templated transcription.
CUUUCACCCUUUCUUUCAUGUUCGACAGAUCUACCGUCAGAUGUCAUAUGACGAACAUGAAGCGGCGUCCAUCUUGACAAUGUUGCGCAGCAACGAAGGACAACAAUCAAACACCCAUCAGGUGAGUAAUCUGUAGUACCAAAAUGAAUCACGAAUCACUGACUUGCCAUUGUAUCUUUUUUCCCCCAUCAGCAAAUGGAAGAACGUCAGUCAUGGAUGGUGAACGGAUACAGCUUCAUCUCCAACCUCGUCAAACCUCCUAAAUUGUUGCCUUGGCUCGUUAUCCCUUCAUCCCCAAUGACGUUCAAGGUGGAACAAUUGAGCGAAAAAGUGGAUCAAUGGGGUUUGAGCGAUCGUGGUUCCACAGAAGACGAAAACAUUUACCGUGAUCAUCAACCCAUGCCCAAUUAUAGCGAGAUGCUUGGUCGCUUUCUUGCUUGCCCGAUUCAACCUUCUGAUCAAUACCUUUCCCACUAUCUUCAAACCAUGAAUAUUGGUCGUUUUUCGUUUAUCACGUUGGUCCUUCCUUCCAUGCAAAGUUCUGCCUAUUGUCCUGACAGUUCAGAUCUGGACGAAGUGAAAGGAACACGUUCCGUAACCUGUGCAAUCGACGGUGAAGGACAUUGGAUCACAAUCACCGUCAUCAAUAACAUCCUUUUGUUCCGUUUAGAAAAAUUGGGCUUCCGCAUCUUAUGCAAACCGACGGACAUUAAGGCCAAGGUGGUGUACUCCAUCUUACGCAAUUACAAGCAGAAGAGCAAGGUGCUCAAACAAGGUUCUGAAUUUUUGAAUGCCUUGACGGAAAUGGGAUGCAUUGUGAUGCAUCGUGAUCAAGCCAUUUACCCUUGGAACAGUGUCCAACAUGACAAAUUGCUCAAGAAAGUCAUCGAGCUUGCUUACCAACAGACCAAAAGUGCAAACUCAUGUUUCCUACAACCAGUUUGUGAGCCAGCUUUGAGUUUGAUGGCAAGCAAGGAUGUGAGCGCCUUGAACAGAGAUAUGGGAAAAAUCAUCCAUUGAAGUCGUUGCCAAUGUCACUUGUGCUUUUAUUGCAAUCCAAUGCACCGUUUCUUUCUUUCUCAUUUAUCUUCAAUAUCGAUCCUUUUCAUUCCACAUUCAU